This is a messenger RNA of Parus major (Great Tit), 4232 nucleotides long. It is a transcript of the gene RAB11FIP3, whose product is annotated as RAB11 family interacting protein 3. Lineage: Eukaryota; Metazoa; Chordata; Aves; Passeriformes; Paridae. Gene Ontology annotation, cellular component: cleavage furrow; midbody; recycling endosome membrane. Gene Ontology annotation, biological process: endocytic recycling; regulation of cytokinesis. Bases 34 to 2172 code for a protein of 712 amino acids. The transcript is spliced from 15 exons. The record is from RefSeq and is a predicted model, not a curated record. Gene Ontology annotation, molecular function: calcium ion binding.
GGCGGCGGCGGGCGCGCAGCGCCGGCGGUGAAGAUGGAGCCGCGUCCGCCUGGGACCGAGCCCCCGCUGCCCCGGGGGCCGGGACCGGGGCUCGAACCGCAGCUGGAACCGGAGCCCGAGCUGGACCUGGAACCGGAGCCCGAGCUGGAACCGGAGCCACAGCUGGACCUAGAACCCGAGCUGAACCUAGAACCGGAGCCAGAGCUGGAACCGGAGCCAGAGCCAGAGCUGGAACCGGAGCCGGACCUGGACGCGGAGCCAGAGCUGGAUCUGGAGCUCUGGGCACUUGAGCCCGCCGCUCCCGGCGCGGAGCCGCCGCCCUGGUGCCCGGGGGAGGCCGGGGGCAGCCCGGGCCCCGCCGAGCCCCCGCCUGAGGAGGAGCCGCGUCUCCGCCCGGUCUUCGACGCCCUGGACCGCGACGGCGAUGGCUUCGUGCGCGUGGAGGAGUUUGUGCAGUUCGCCACGGCCUACGGCGCCGAGCAGGUAAAGGACCUAACAAAAUACCUGGAUCCCAGUGGAUUGGGAGUUAUCAGCUUUGAAGAUUUCCAUCGAGGGAUCAGAGCCAUCAGAAAUGGAGACCCUGACAGCCAGCUGUAUGAUAUGGGAUAUACCCCCGAGGAGGAAGCCCCGGCCUGUCCAGAUGAGUUUGAUGAUUUCGUCACGUUUGAGGCAAAUGAGGUGACUGACAGUGCCUACAUGGGCUCAGAGAGCACCUACAGCGAGUGCGAGACCUUCACGGAUGAGGACACCAGCACCCUGGUCCAGCACGAGAUGCACGACGAGGUGGAGACCGACAGCGCCAUCGACUCCACCGUGCACUCAGAAUUCACGGAUCCCAUCGAGGAGCCAGAGCAUGGAUCCCAUCCCCACGAGCUGGCCCUGGGCUCCGAGCUCAGCCACUCCAUCGUCACCGUCAUCAGCGGGGAGGAGCAUUUCGAGGAUUACGGGGAAGGGAACGAGGCUGAUCUGUUCCCAGACCCUCUGUGUAAUGGGGAAAGCAGCUUUGGCAGCUCCUCCUUCCUCUCUCCCAGCACCGAUCCGCUCGCUGCGAAACUGCACAGCAUUCUCGCAGAUGAAGCUUUUGAGUUUUACUGUAGCCAGUGCCACAAACAAAUCAACCGCCUCGAGGAUCUUUCUGCUCGCCUGAAUGAUCUUGAAAUGAAUAGCCCAAAUAAAAGACUCUCCAGCAAGAAAGUGGCAAGGCAGCUGCACCAGACGAGCUCGUUGGCCGUGGGGGUGAUGGAGGAAUCCUACCGGGAGAACCUGGAGUGCACGGACGAGGACAUCACAGACAAGGUGGUGUUCCUGGAGAAGAGGGUGACGGAGCUGGAGAAGGACACGGCUGCCAACGGGGAGCAGCACAGCCGCCUCCGGCAGGAGAACCUGCAGCUGGUGCACAGAGCAAACGCGCUCGAGGAGCAGCUGAAGGAGCAGGAGCUGAGGGCUGACCAGACCCUGCUGGAGGAGAUCAAGAAGCAGAGGGAGCUGCUCAGCAAAAUGGAGAGGGAGAAGAGCAUUGAGAUUGAGAACCUGCAGGCCAGGCUGCAGCAGCUGGAUGAUGAGAACAGUGAGCUGAGGUCCUGUGUCCCCUGUCUGAGAGCCAACAUCGAGAGGCUUGAGGAGGAGAAGCAGAAGCUGCUGGAUGAGAUUGAGGACCUCACUGUGCAGCUCACAGAGGAGCAGGAGAAAAAGAGGAAGAUGGGGGACAAGCUGAGUCAGGAGAGGCACCAGUUCCAGAAGGAGAAGGAGUCGACACAGGAGCUCAUUGAGGACCUCAGGAAGCAGCUGGAGCACCUGCAGCUCUUCAAGCUGGAGGCAGAGCAGCGCAGGGGCCGGAGCAGCAGCAUGGGGCUGCAGGAAUACAACAGCAGGACACGGGAGACAGAGCUGGAGCAGGAGAUCAAGCAGCUCAAACAGGAUAACAGGAACCUGAAGGAGCAGAACGAUGAACUGAACGGGCAGAUCAUCAACCUGAGCAUCCAGGGAGCCAAGAACCUGUUCUCAGCCUCCUUCUCCGAGUCCCUGGCAGCGGAGAUCAGCUCUGUCUCCAGAGAUGAGCUCAUGGAAGCAAUCCAGAAGCAGGAGGAGAUCAACUUCCGCCUGCAGGAUUACAUCGACAGGAUCAUCGUGGCUAUCAUGGAGACCAACCCCUCCAUCCUGGAAGUCAAGUAAGGGCUGCACUCCUCGCUGGAUUUGGUGCUCUGAGAGGAUGAAGAGGGACUCCAAACGUCUUUGCACUUGAUGAAGGCACAAGGAAGCCUCAGCUCGGGGGGUGACUGAGCCACGGACCAGGGAAAAGGAAAGCCAGCAGCCAGGCUGUGCUGUCUGACUCCGUUAUUUUGAAGCCCUUCUGGCUGUGGAGGGUGAAAGGGAACCUGGAGAAGGAGCUCAGGAAAGGGACACUGCAGGAGGUGCUGGGGACUGUCCCGACAGGCACCGCCCCGAGGGAUGCUCCGAACCGCGGGAGAUGGGCACGGAGAUGGAAGUGACAGCGCUGACUUUCCCCUGCUGCCCUGCCCAGCCCCAGCAUCUGCUGUGCCAAAGUGUCCCUGACACACCCACCGGGCAGAGCUGGGAGCGAGGGAAGCGCGUCCCGGACUCGCACAGGGUUGGGGUUCGGUUUUGUUUUGGGGUUUUGGUUUUUUUUUUUUUUAAUUAACUUAAUGCAAAUGUCCUCAUCCAGCUGGCUCAGCCGUGCUUGCCCCGUGCUCCUGCUGGGGCUGGCUGCGUGCAGAGCCCUCAGCGGCUGCAGGGGCAGCCCGGGGCUGUUGGGGACAGGGCGUGAGCGCACUUGGUCACCUCCCUCCUUAUUUAUUUUUGCUGUCUGUGGCUCAGUACUGUCGGCACGUCUCGGCAUCCCGGCUCUGCUCCCCCCCCCUCCUCUUCCUCCUCCUCCUGCCGGGCUCUGCCCUGAGGUGGCUCCGGGGGGAGCUGCCCCUGGUCCCCAGCUGGGGACAGACACUCGGGCUGUGUCACAGCGGGGCACGGCUGCAGCUCCUCACCCCGCAGCGGGGGCCGCUCCUGCCCGUGGGACACGCAGCGCUUUGGGGGCUGCAGCGGAGAGGCCCGAGCUCCCCACUCACCUCCCAAAGUCCCUGGCCUGGGGACAGUGGCCUGUGCCAUUGCCAGCCGGAGCAGGGCUCUGCUGGUGAUAGCUGCAGCCCUGGAGGGAGAGCCCGCUCCGGCUGCCUUUCCCUCUGUUCCCGGCGCCGGGGCUGCAGGAGCCGCGCUCAUUCCUCGUCCCUGGAUCUCCGUGCCCGUGGGGAGAGGAGCCGGCAGCUCCCUGGGAAACAAAAGCCAUGUUUACAUCAGACAGCUCCGGGCUCGCUGGCACAGCGUGACCCCGGGAGCGGCCGUGGCACCCCCUGCUCCCCUGCGCUCCCGGGAGGACACAGCCGGCAGAACCCCAGGGAUGCCAGCACGGCCUGGAAGCAGAAUUCACAGCAAUCCCAGGGGGUGCCUGCUCCUCCCCGAGCCCCUCGCAGCCCUCGGGGUGGGUGACCCUGCCGGGGAGCCACGGCCGCUGUCACCGCCUUAUCCCGGGGGACCCGGCCGAGCCACGGCCACGUCACCCCGGUGUUCAUCCCCCAGCAGGGUCGGGGGGAACCCCAAACCCCGGGGCAGCUCCUGCACCCCAGCCCUCCCCGGCUCCCACCCCUCCCCGCCUCCCUCCCUGCCCCCAGGCCGCGGGAAGAAGCCACGUAAUGUACAUUUCCAGAGAAGCUUUGGGUGUAAAUCAGUGUAUACUUGGAGAGGGAAAAUUUUUCUAUCUUGUAGAGUAGGUAUUUUUAUAGAAUGAAGGUUGAUCCAUUUUUUUAAUACUUUAAAAGAAGAGAGAAAUGUAUCUGUGUAUACACAAAAGCAUAUAUAUAUAUAUAUAUGUAUAAAUAUAUAAAUAUUGGAGAUCUGCCUUUCUCGACUUGGGAUCCCCAGGUCUCAAACAAUCGUUUGUUUUUUCCUGUCGCUCUCACAGAGGUACUGUAACUGUAAAUAAGCACCGGGAAAAAAAAAAAAAAAAAGGUUUUAAGCAAACAAAAAGCACUGACUUGCACAUUCACCAUGCUUUAAAGGCCCUAUGGAGAGAGAAAAACAAAAACAAAAACUCUACAUCCUGAAAAUGUUCCUCUUUCCCAACCGGUAUGUGAAGGAAGACCCCCAAAAAAGAGGCAAAAACGGUAUUGUCUUAACUGAUGUAUCAAUUCUUGUCGGAUUAAAAGCUGUUACUAUUCCUG